This is a messenger RNA of Mugil cephalus (flathead mullet), 858 nucleotides long. It is a transcript of the gene arpc3, whose product is annotated as actin related protein 2/3 complex, subunit 3. Lineage: Eukaryota; Metazoa; Chordata; Actinopteri; Mugiliformes; Mugilidae. The record is from RefSeq and is a predicted model, not a curated record. Gene Ontology annotation, molecular function: actin filament binding. Gene Ontology annotation, biological process: regulation of actin filament polymerization; Arp2/3 complex-mediated actin nucleation. The transcript has 7 exons. Gene Ontology annotation, cellular component: Arp2/3 protein complex; cytoskeleton. The coding region runs from base 124 to 660 and encodes 178 amino acids.
GCUACGUCACAUGUCACGUAGCUACUUCCUGUAAAGCUGAAGGGUGGGAUAGGCGGAAGCAGAGUGUUUCGGUGCUAGGACAUUUUUCUCGCUGAGCAGUUGGACUGAUUUCUGUCUUUCAGCAUGCCGGCGUAUCACUCGAGCCUGAUGGUCCCCGACACCAGGCUGGUGGGGAACAUGGCUUUGCUCCCACUCAAGACUCAGUUCAAAGGACCGGCCAGAGGAGACGGCGUAGACUCUGAUAUCAUCGAUGAGGCUAUCUACUACUUCAAGGCCAACGUCUUCUUUAAGAACUACGAAAUCAAGAAUGAGGCUGACAGGACGCUGAUCUAUGUGACACUCUACAUUUCUGAAUGCCUAAAGAGGCUACAGAAGUGCAGCUCCAGGAGCCAGGGAGAGAAGGAGAUGUACACUCUGGGCAUCACUAACUUUCCCAUUCCUGGGGAGCCUGGCUUCCCUCUUAAUGCCAUGUAUGUUAAACCUGCAAACAAGCAGGAAGAAGAGACCAUGAGGGCGUACCUCCAGCAGAUCCGCCAGGAGACCGGCCUGAGACUAUGCGAUCGCGUGUUUGACCCUCAAACAGACAAACCCAGCAAGUGGUGGGUGUGCUUUGUCAAGAAACAGUUCAUGAACAAAAGCCUGUCAGCUCCUGGACAGUAGAUGCUACAGACCUGCGCUCUGUUCUACACUUGCGAGACUGAUGGAUGGAUUUUUUUUUGGGGGGUGGGGAGGAAAAGGAGGGGUCUGCUUUGUGUUAAGAUUUUAUACUCUUUAAUUUCCCAGGUAUGUCUUAACUUGUCUGGAUGUUGAUCAUAUUAAGCUGGAGCUUAAUUCAAUAAAGCAAUCAUGGAGAUUGGA